Molecule: messenger RNA, 633 nt
Organism: Anopheles cruzii
Lineage: Eukaryota; Metazoa; Arthropoda; Insecta; Diptera; Culicidae
Product: UPF0746 protein DDB_G0281095-like
Exons: 1
Coding region: 1-633 (210 amino acids)
Source: RefSeq, a predicted model, not a curated record
AUGAUUGAUUUCGGUGUUGAUACGUAUGAGAUUUCGAAGGAUGGCGUGGGAAGAGUACGGUCGAUGGAGGCUUGUGAGAAGUUUGUGAGAAGACACCCACAUCUUCAACGAGUGUUUUUGCGAAACUACUUCACUCCGGUGGAAUGGGUUUCGUACGUUGCGACCUCGUUGAACUACACGCGUACGCUGCGACACGGGAAGCAGUUGCGAGAACAGCAACAACAAAUGCAGCAGCAACAACAGCAGUGCUCCCAACAGUGGCAGCAGGGACAGCCACGGCAACGCCAGCAGACACAACAACAGUCGCUGCAGGGAGAGCGGUAUUGCCAACAGCAGCAGCCGCAAUAUCAGCAGCAGCGGCAGCCGCAGCUUCUACAACAACAGCACUCCCAACAGUGGCAGCAUGAGCAGCCACGGCAACACCAGCAACAGCAGCAACAGUUGCUGCGGGGAGAACAGCAGCAUCGCCAGCAGCAGCAGCCAUGCCAGCCGCAGCUUCAGCGACAGCAGCACUCCCAACAGUGGCAGCAGGGACAGCCACGGCUGCACCAACAGCAGCAGCAACAGCCGGUGCAAGGACCAGGCCCACACUAUGGCAAGCGGAAUGAGAUCCGCGUAGAAGCCCUACCGUAG